Rana temporaria (common frog) is the source of this 1978-nucleotide messenger RNA. RefSeq names its product potassium channel subfamily K member 9-like. Gene Ontology annotation, biological process: stabilization of membrane potential; potassium ion transmembrane transport. The coding region runs from base 304 to 1551 and encodes 415 amino acids. Gene Ontology annotation, molecular function: potassium ion leak channel activity. NCBI's taxonomy places the organism in Eukaryota, Metazoa, Chordata, Amphibia, Anura, Ranidae. The transcript has 3 exons. The record is from RefSeq and is a predicted model, not a curated record. Gene Ontology annotation, cellular component: membrane.
GCCGCGCCUGCGCACUCAGCUCGCAACUGCUGAGACAGCAGCCUGUCGCGCGCCAGUUCAAAAGGCACCGGGGAGUGAUGGAGAGCGGACCGCCAACCUAGACCAUGGCGACCUACUACUUCUUAUCACCGGGACACGGGGACUGAGGAGGAUGGAGGACACUGGAGGGACAAGUACGGGACACACACGGGAUACACAGGCCUCCCACUGCACUUCCACAGGGUUCCACCAAUGGCUCAGGGAUUUGUCUGGUGUCUGCAACUGUCAUAGAAUUUGAAGGUUUGCAGGUCAGCCUGUAAAUGAAUGUCCAGUUUGAUGUUUAAGUCGGGAUUAUCAGUCUUCCUGCACAAAAUGAAGAAGCAGAAUAUAAGGACUCUCUCUCUGAUUCUAUGCAUGUUCUCCUAUCUCUUGGUGGGAGCUGCCGUCUUUGAUGCCCUCGAAUCCGAGACUGAAAGCUCUAGAAAACGGAUCCUGGAGGAAAAAAGAACUGACCUGAAAAAGAAAUAUCAUUUUUCUGACGAGGACUAUCGAGAGAUUGAGCGCGUAGUUCUGCAGUCCGAGCCGCACCGUGCAGGCAAGCAGUGGAAAUUCGCUGGCUCCUUUUAUUUUGCUAUUACAGUAAUCACUACUAUAGGAUACGGUCAUGCUGCUCCCGGUACUGAUGCUGGAAAAGUCUUCUGUAUGUUCUAUGCAGUCCUUGGGAUUCCACUAACCCUGGUCAUGUUCCAAAGUCUGGGUGAACGCAUGAACACGUUUGUCAGAUUCUUAUUAAAGAAGUUGAAAAAAUGUUUUCACAUGAGAAAGACCGAGGUGUCUAUGGAAAAUAUGGUCAUGGUGGGCUUGCUGUCUUGCAUUGGUACCCUUGGCAUUGGAGCAGCUGCCUUCUCCUAUUUUGAAGGAUGGACAUUUUUCCACUCUUACUAUUACUGUUUUAUUACUCUUACAACCAUUGGGUUUGGAGACUUUGUUGCCCUCCAGAAGAAUGAGGCAUUGCAGAAGAAACCACCCUAUGUAGCAUUUAGCUUCAUGUAUAUUCUUGUGGGACUGACCGUUAUUGGUGCUUUCCUUAACUUGGUAGUCCUCCGCUUUCUGACCAUGAACUCUGAAGAUGAAAGACGGGAUGCAGAAGAAAGGGCUUCAUUACGGAGAGUACAGAACACAAUCGGUCUUCAGUCAAAAAUGGAUGCCAGAAGUCGGAGUUCCAUUUUUCUUCCAAUAGGAGAUGCAACAAGCCAGAUAAACCUCAUACCUCUCAUACAGGAAGACCAUGACCGGGGCAGACGAAGAUCUUCAAAUGCAACCUCUAGAGCUGGUUCAUUUUGUGCAUGUAUGUGUUACAGAUCCCCAUUCUGUAACAGUCCAUCCAUAUCUCAUCAUGAAGCAUUGAGCUGCCACACAAACCCGGUUUACUACAACUCGAUCUCUUACAAAAUCGAUGAAAUUUCACUAAGCACUCGAGAUAACACUGGAUUCUCCUCGCCCAACAGCUUUUUUUCACCCGACACCCAGCAAUACACAGAUCAUUUCAGAGUGAGGAGAAAAUCUAUUUGAAGUAUAUGUAAAUACACAAACAAAAAUGUAAUAUGUUAGAGCUUACCAGCCCUUAGAUGUGGUGACUGCAUUUUAUGCAAGUAUCAAAUUCUUGUUGAUCUUAUAAUAUAGUACAUGCGGUUCAUACUCGCUCACUAUGAGAUUUGUUUUAUGUAUUCUGCAAAACACCUGGUUGAUCCUGCUGUUCUCUUCCCCCCACUUCUGUCCAAGUCCCCAAUGCAGCUAGGGAUUACACAUGCUCAGUUUUCAGUGAGUUUCUAUGCUGAGUAUUUCCUCCCUAUCACAUCUGAGCAGCCCAUGUGACUAGAGAGACACACAUGUGGGUGGAUAUACAGAGGUAAAUGACAGCUCACUCCUCCCCUCCUCUCCCAUGCCCACUAACCAGCUAAACUCAAUGGGGGCUGGAUAUUACAUGUAGAUUGAUGGA